Messenger RNA from Leptosomus discolor (cuckoo roller), 4185 nucleotides. It is a transcript of the gene MET, whose product is annotated as MET proto-oncogene, receptor tyrosine kinase. Gene Ontology annotation, biological process: semaphorin-plexin signaling pathway; cell surface receptor protein tyrosine kinase signaling pathway; regulation of cell migration. Lineage: Eukaryota; Metazoa; Chordata; Aves; Leptosomiformes; Leptosomidae. Gene Ontology annotation, molecular function: ATP binding; protein binding; transmembrane receptor protein tyrosine kinase activity. The record is from RefSeq and is a predicted model, not a curated record. Gene Ontology annotation, cellular component: semaphorin receptor complex; plasma membrane.
AUGAAGCCUUUUACUGCAUAUCCUUCUGGGUUUAUCAUAUUCCUGUUUGCCUUGCUGCAGAGGAGCCAUGGGCAAUGCAAAGAAGCAGCUAAAAAAUCAGAGAUGAAUUUGAGUGUAAAAUAUGAUCUUCCUAACUUCAUCGCAGAAACACCGAUUCAGAAUGUAGUUUUAUACAAGCAUCACGUUUAUAUUGGAGCAGUCAAUAAGAUUUAUGUGCUAAAUGAAACUCUGCAGAACAUUUCUGUGUACAAGACUGGGCCCAUUCUGGAGAACCCUGACUGUGCGCCAUGCGAAGACUGCAAAGAUAAAGCCAAUUUAUCUAACAGUGUAUGGAAGGAUAAUGUCAACAUGGCACUGCUCUUAGAAACUUACUAUGAUGAUCAGCUCAUCAGCUGUGGUAGUGUGUCCGGAGGCAUCUGCCACCGUCACAUCCUUCACCCUGACAACCCUGCUGAUAUUGAAAGCGAGGUGCACUGCAUGUAUUCACCCCGGGUGGACGGAGAAGCAGAUAAUUGUCCUGACUGUGUUGUAAGUACUUUAGGAACCAAAGUUUUGGUGACCGAAAAAGACAGGUUUGUCAACUUCUUUGUUGGAAAUACUGUGACAUCUACAUUUCAACCUCCCCAUGUGCUGCAUUCAAUAUCGGUUAGAAGGUUAAAAGAAACCCAGGAUGGUUUUGAAUUUCUCACAGAUCAGUCUUAUAUAGAUAUCCUGCCUCAGUUCCGUGACUCAUAUCCCAUUAGGUAUGUCCAUGCCUUCGAAAAUGAUCACUUUGUCUAUUUUCUGACUGUGCAGAGAGAAUCUCUCGACUCUCAAGCUUUUCAUACUCGAAUUAUCCGUUUCUGCACUUUAGACUCAGAGAUGCGUUCUUACAUGGAAAUGCCUCUUGAAUGUAUUUUUACUGAAAAGCGGAGAAAGAGGUCCAUCCGAAAGGAGGUAUUCAACAUUUUGCAAGCUGCCUACGUAAGCAAGCCAGGUGCAGCUCUAGCCCACGAAAUGGGCCUUGGGUUGAACGAUGAUAUUCUCUACGGUGUUUUUGCACAAAGCAAACCAGACUCUUCUGAACCAACCAACAGAUCUGCUGUCUGUGCCGUCUCCGUGCGAACCAUCAAUGAGUUCUUCAAUAAGAUUGUUGACAAGCAGAACAUGAAAUGUCUCCAGCACUUUUAUGGCAAAGAGAGCAAAUACUGCUUGAACAGGGCUUUUUCAAGAAAUGCUUCAUACUGCACAGCACAAGAUGAUGAAUAUCGCUUAGAAGUUACGACUCCUUUGCAGAGGGUUGACUUGUUCAUGGGCCAGUUCAACAGUGUCCUGUUAACUUCAAUAUCGGUCUUCACCAAAGGGAACCUUACUGUUGCUAAUCUGGGAACUUCGGAGGGCCGCUUCAUGCAGAUAGUGGUUUCCCGUUCAGAACCCACAGCUCCACAUGUCAGCUUUCAGCUAGACUCCCACCCCAUCUCUCCUCAAGUUGUUGUCGAGAAUUCAUUAGCAGAUGAUGGCUAUACCCUGGUAGUGACUGGGAAAAAGAUAACGAAGAUCCCGCUGAAGGGGCCGGGCUGCCAUCACUUCAGGUCCUGCAGCCAGUGCCUGCUGGCACCUCCCUUCAUGGAGUGUGGCUGGUGCAGCCACCAGUGCCUCAGGUCUCCCGAGUGCCCCGGCGGCACCUGGACCCAGGAGACCUGCUUGCCCAGGGUUUAUGAGAUUCUCCCAAGCAGCGCUCCCUUAGAAGGCGGGACAAAACUGACACUGUGUGGAUGGGACUUUGGAUUCAGCAAAAAUAACAGAUUUGAAUUAAAAAAUACAGUAGUCCAUAUUGGAGGACAAAUUUGUGCCCUGGAAGCAAAAUCCAGCCACAAAAACAGGCUGGAAUGCACAGUUCCUGCUGCAAAAAAUCCAAGUUUUAAUAUAUCCAGUAGCGUUUCUGUUGGACAUGGCAAAACACUAUUCAGUACAUUUUCAUAUGUGAAUCCUGUAAUAACAAGCAUCUCUCCCACCUAUGGUCCCAAAUCUGGAGGAACAUUGCUAACUAUAGCUGGAAAAUACCUAAACAGUGGAAAAUCCAGAAAGAUUUUUGUUGGUGAGAAACCAUGCACCUUGAAAAGCGUAUCAGCGAGCACUGUGGAGUGCUACACUCCAGCACAACGAAUUCCCCAGGAACAUCGUGUGAGGGUGGGAAUCGAUGAAGCUAUUCGAGAUGCAAACAGUCAUUUCACAUACAGAGAAGAUCCCGUUGUUUUAAAAAUUCAUCCAGCCAAAUCUUUUCUUAGUGGUGGAAGUACAAUCACAGCUCAGGGAAUCAACUUGAACUCAGUGUGCUUUCCUCAGAUGGUGAUUACUGUACCUAAACUGGGAAUGAACUUCUCUGUGGCAUGUAGCCACCGCUCUAGCUCAGAGAUAAUCUGCUGUACAACUCCUUCACUGAAAGCCUUCAAUCUUCAACCACCCUUUGUAACCAAAGUGUUCUUUAUUUUUGAUGGUGUCAGCUCUUUGUAUUUUGAUUUUGAUUAUGUAAAUAAUCCUAUAUUUAAGCAUUUUGAAAAGCCAGUGUUCAUCUCAAGGGGCAACCAAAACGUUUUGGAAAUUAAGGGAAAUUAUAUUGAUUCAGAAGCUGUUAAAGGAGAGGUGCUAAAAAUUGGAAAUAAAAGCUGCGAAAACCUCCUCCUACAGUCAGAAUCAAUUUUGUGUACGGUUCCCAGCGAUCUCCUGAAAUCCAACAGCGAGCUAAAUAUAGAGUGGAAGCAAGAAGUUUUGUCAACAGUUAUUGGAAAAGUGCUGAUCCGGCAAGAUCAGAAUUUCACGGGACUAAUUGCUGGAGUUGUUUCAACAUCAGUUUUAAUUUUUAUCUUUUUGGUGUUUUUCCUCUGGAGAAGGAAGAAGAAACAAAUUAAAGAUCUGGGAAGCGACCUAGUGCGCUAUGAUGGCAGAGUGCACACUCCUCACCUGGACAGGCUGGUGAGCGCGAGGAGUGUAAGUCCAACAACAGAAAUGGUUUCAAGUGAAUCUGUAGACUACAGAUCAACUUUUCCAGAAGAUCAGUUUCCAAGCAUGUCCCAGAAUGGAUCGUGCAGACCUGCCCAGUACCCUCACUCUGACCUCUCCCCAAUUCUGUCUAGCGGAGACUCAGAUUUAGCCAGUCCACUUCUCCAAACUAAUGUCCACAUUGACAUCAGUGCCUUAAAUCCCGACCUGGUCAAAGAAGUGCAGCACGUGGUCAUCGGUGCUGACAGCCUGAUUGUGCACUUCAGCGAAGUAAUAGGAAGAGGACAUUUUGGGUGUGUGUACCAUGGGACAUUGCUGGAUAACGAUGGCAAGAAAAUUCAUUGUGCUGUGAAGUCACUAAAUAGGAUUACAGACCUGGAAGAAGUAGCUCAGUUUCUGAAAGAAGGAAUAAUCAUGAAAGAUUUCACUCAUCCCAAUGUUCUGUCACUCCUGGGAAUCUGUUUGCCCAAUGAAGGAUCCCCCUUAGUCGUUCUUCCAUACAUGAAACACGGAGAUCUUCGAAACUUCAUUAGGAAUGAGACUCAUAAUCCAACAGUAAAAGAUUUAAUUGGAUUUGGCCUUCAGGUCGCAAAAGGGAUGAAAUACCUUGCAAGCAAAAAGUUUGUCCAUAGAGACUUGGCAGCAAGAAACUGUAUGUUGGAUGAAAAAUUCACUGUCAAGGUUGCUGAUUUUGGUCUCGCUAGAGAUGUCUAUGAUAAAGAAUACUACAGCGUGCACAACAAAACAGGAGCUAAACUGCCAGUGAAAUGGAUGGCUUUAGAAAGUUUACAAACUCAGAAGUUCACAACAAAGUCAGAUGUGUGGUCCUUUGGUGUGUUGUUAUGGGAACUUAUGACAAGAGGGGCACCACCUUAUCCUGAUGUAAAUUCUUUUGAUAUAACUGUUUACUUACUACAAGGAAGAAGGCUGCUACAACCUGAAUACUGCCCUGACCCACUGUAUGAAGUCAUGCUGAAGUGCUGGCAUCCAAAACCUGAGAUGCGUCCAGCAUUUUCUGAACUUGUUUCAAAAAUAUCAACAAUCUUCUCCACUUUUAUCGGGGAACACUACGUUCAUGUCAAUGCCACUUAUGUCAACGUGAAGUGCAUUGCUCCCUAUCCUUCUCUUUUAUCAUCGCAAGACAACACAGACAUGGAUGUUGACACAUGACGGGUAUGUCUGAAAUAGAGGAAAAUCCAUUCUUAG